Neltuma alba is the source of this 3889-nucleotide messenger RNA. Its product is annotated as phospholipid-transporting ATPase 2. The transcript is spliced from 25 exons. Gene Ontology annotation, biological process: phospholipid translocation. The record is from RefSeq and is a predicted model, not a curated record. The coding region runs from base 213 to 3536 and encodes 1107 amino acids. Lineage: Eukaryota; Viridiplantae; Streptophyta; Magnoliopsida; Fabales; Fabaceae. Gene Ontology annotation, molecular function: ATP binding; ATPase-coupled intramembrane lipid carrier activity; ATP hydrolysis activity. Gene Ontology annotation, cellular component: plasma membrane.
UUAAUUUUGAUUUGAUUUUCUUUUUGACCAGAAACGAAUCUCUGGCUACUUUAAAAAAAGCCAGAAGGAAAGAGACUCGGACCCGAGCCCAGAGAGUCGAUCGAAGUUGUAGAAUCUGAAUAUAUGAAAUCUUUGUGGAAAUAGUCCUCGUUGACGGCUGCAAGUUAGGAGAAGAGGACAUCUGUGCAAAUACAGAUGCUCCUAAUUCUACAAUGAAGCGUUACGUUUACAUCAAUGAUGACGAAUCAGCACGUGGUAUCUACUGUGACAAUCGCAUAUCAAACAGAAAGUAUACUUUAUUGAACUUUCUACCGAAAAAUUUAUGGGAGCAGUUCAGCCGAUUCAUGAAUCAGUACUUUUUACUUAUAGCUUGCCUACAGCUAUGGCCUCUCAUUACACCAGUAAAUCCUGCCAGUACAUGGGGUCCACUUAUCUUCAUAUUUGCAGUCUCUGCGUCAAAAGAGGCUUGGGAUGAUUACAACAGAUAUCUUUCAGACAAGAAGGCUAAUGAGAAGGAAGUCUGGGUUGUCAGCAAGGGCAUUAAGAAACAUAUCCAAGCCCAGGAUAUCCAUGUAGGCACUAUAGUAUGGUUACGUGAAAAUGAUGAAGUGCCUUGUGACCUUGUUCUGAUUGGUACCUCCGAUCCCCAAGGACUUUGCUAUAUAGAGACUUCUGCACUGGAUGGUGAAACUGACCUGAAGACGAGGAUUAUACCUUCUGCUUGUAUGGGAAUAGAUGUUGAGCUAUUGCACAAAAUAAAGGGUGUAAUUGAGUGCCCUAAUCCAGAUAAAGACAUCAGAAGAUUUGAUGCGAAUAUGAGGCUGUUCCCCCCAUUUAUUGAUAAUGAUAUGUGUCCCUUAACAAUUAAAAACACCAUUCUUCAGUCAUGUUACUUGCGGAAUACGGAGUGGGCAUGUGGAGUGGCUGUAUAUACAGGCAAUGAAACCAAGCUGGGAAUGAGUAGGGGUAUCCCAGAACCAAAGCUCACUGCAAUGGAUGCCAUGAUUGACAAGCUGACUGGUGCUAUAUUUGUAUUCCAAAUUGUGGUUGUUAUGGUUCUGGGCAUAGCUGGCAAUGUUUGGAAGGAUACAGAGGCAAAGAAACAAUGGUAUGUCCUUUACCCAAAUGAAGGCUCUUGGUUUGAACUAUUGGUCAUCCCUCUGCGAUUUGAGCUUCUUUGUUCGAUCAUGAUACCCAUUUCCAUCAAGGUAUCUCUAGAUCUGGUGAAAAGCUUGUAUGCAAAAUUUAUUGAUUGGGACCAUCAGAUGGUUGACUCAGAAACUGGUAUUCCAUCCCAUGCAACAAAUACAGCGAUAAGCGAGGACUUGGGACAAGUUGAGUACAUAUUGACAGAUAAAACUGGCACUCUGACUGAGAAUAAGAUGAUUUUUAAAAGAUGUUGUAUCAGCGGCAUUUUCUAUGGAAAUGAGAAUGGAGAUGCUUUGAAAGAUGCUGAGCUUCUUAGUGCUAUUUCUUGUGGGUCCCCUGAUGUUGUGCGAUUUCUUACAGUUAUGGCAAUAUGUAAUACUGUCAUACCCACACGAAGCAAAAUUGGAGAUAUUUUUUAUAAGGCACAGUCUCAGGAUGAGGAUGCUCUUGUCAACGCUGCUGCAAGGUUGCAUAUGGUUUUCUUCAAUAAGAACGGCAGUAUUCUUGAGGUCAAGUUCAAUUCUUCAGUACUUAAUUAUGAAAUUUUGGAUACCCUAGAAUUCACUUCUGAUAGGAAACGAAUGUCAGUGGUGGUAAAGGAUUGCCAAAACGGAAAGAUCCUUCUCCUAUCAAAAGGAGCAGACGAGGCAAUUCUUCCAUUUGCCCGUACUGGGCAGCAAACCCGAAAUUUCAUUGAAGCUGUGGAGCAAUAUUCUCACUUGGGACUACGUACAUUAUGCUUGGCUUGGCGAGAGUUAAAGGAAGAUGAAUACCAACAAUGGUCUUUGAUGUUUAAGGAGGCCAAUAGCACCUUGGUUGAUAGGGAGUGGAGAGUUGCUGAAGUCUGCCAAAUGAUUGAACAUGACUGGGAAGUUCUUGGUGUAACAGCUAUAGAAGAUCGUUUACAGGAUGGAGUUCCUGAAACAAUAGAAGCACUUAGAAAGGCGGGAAUAAAUUUUUGGAUGCUAACCGGAGACAAGCAAAAUACAGCUAUUCAAAUUGCCUUAUCGUGCAAUUUUAUUUCCCCAGAGCCAAAGGGACAGCUUCUAUCAAUUGAUGGGAAAACCAGAGAUGAGGUUUGUAGAAGUUUGGAGAGAGUGCUUCUUACAAUGAGGAUAACUCCCUCAGAGCCCAAGGAUGUGGCCUUUGUUGUUGAUGGUUGGGCUCUUGAGAUAGUGCUUAAUCACUACCGGAAAGCUUUUACCGAGCUUGCCGUACUGUCAAGGACUGCUAUAUGUUGCCGUGUGACACCAUCACAAAAAGCACAGCUUGUAGAGCUUUUAAAAUCAUGUGAUUAUAGAACACUGGCAGUUGGUGAUGGGGGAAAUGAUGUAAGGAUGAUACAAACAGCUGACAUAGGUGUUGGCAUUAGUGGGAGAGAAGGGUUACAAGCAGCAAGAGCAGCAGAUUACAGCAUUGGAAAAUUCAGGUUCCUAAAGAGACUAAUUCUUGUCCAUGGCCGGUACUCUUACAACCGUACGGCAUUUCUCUCUCAGUACUCAUUCUACAAGUCCCUACUGAUAUGUUUCAUCCAAAUCUUUUUUUCAUUCAUUUCAGGAGUCUCUGGAACCAGCCUUUUCAAUUCUGUUAGCUUGAUGGCUUAUAAUGUUUUCUACACUAGUGUUCCUGUACUAGUCAGUGUGCUUGACAAAGAUCUUGGUGAAGAAACUGUGAUGCAGCAUCCCCAAAUUUUAUUUUAUUGCCAAGCUGGGAGGCUUCUAAACCCAAGUACAUUUGCUGGAUGGUUUGGGCGAUCUCUCUUUCAUGCAAUAGUAGUAUUUGUGAUAACCAUACAUGCCUAUGCUUCUGAGAAAAGUGAGAUGGAGGAGGUCUCUAUGGUUGCGCUCUCUAGUUGUAUAUGGUUGCAGGCUUUUGUGGUUGCAAUGGAGACCAAUUCCUUUACAAUAUUGCAACAUCUUGCUAUAUGGGGAAAUUUGGCUGCCUUUUACGUCAUCAACUUCAUCUUCAGUGCCAUUCCUUCGUCAGGGAUGUAUACAAUUAUGUUUCGGUUGUGCCAACAACCAUCAUAUUGGAUAACAAUAUUUCUUACAGCAGCAGCUGGGAUGGGUCCAAUUCUAGCCAUCAAGUACUUCAGAUUUACGUAUAGACCAAGCAAAAUAAAUACCCUUCAGCAAGCUGAACGUCUGGGGGGACCAAUUUUGUCUCUGGGCACAAUUGAGCCUCAAUCCAGAUCCAUAGAGAAAGAUGUCUCUUCCCUGUCAAUAACACAGCCCAAAAACAGAAGUUCUGUGUAUGAACCCCUCUUGUCAGAUUCUCCAAAUGCCACCAGAAGGUCUCUUGGAGCAGGAACACCAUUUGAUUUUUUCCAAUCUGCGUCGCGAUUAUCACUAUCUAGUAGUUACACGAGAAAUUGCAAGGACAACUGAACCGACGAAUUCAGCAGUUGGAACAGUUCACAGGCAAUAAUGUUGCACAUUGUUAGUUCCUCGUAAUCUAAAUCUUGAGGAAAUAUGUCUACUUUUUUGGUCUUAAGCUAACAUAUAGUCUUCCUGUAGCCCUGCUUUACGACAUAGGACGUGGAGAAUUUUUGCGCCCCUGAUUAAUAAACCCAAUCAUGAUUGUUCUAUCUCCCACUUUGGGACUUAGUGAGAUGCCUGGGCUAACAGUUGGCCGUAGGGAUUUCUUUUUGUCUUUUUUAAUAUACACAUUAGAAUGAUUACUUUUGAAACACGAACUUGAAAAAAUUCUUGUUGGAUCAGAAACUCGUAUUCAGGAGAUA